UUCACACUUUCCAAUGGCAAAGAAGAAGUUUCAGAUUUUUUGAGGGGGGCGAGGGGCUGGCCUUUUUUGUUCCGCUGGAGAGUCCUGCUUGAACGGUGAGCAGGAGCACAACAGAACGGCAAGAAAUUACAGCGCCGCGGACCAUCGGCUAAAUCAGAGCACCGGGAAGGAUCCCGCUGCGCCGCCGAGGAAGAGUGGUUCGAAAUAGGACGGCAUCGCCCUGCAGCUGCGCCGUUACUGGCUCUAGGGUCAACGGGCAGACGAGCAACUGGCAGCUAUCGCCGUUAGCCUUAACUCCUCUGCGGGUCUGGGGGGGUUCUGGUAGGGGCAGGGGGCGGGGGUACACCGAGAAAGGAGAAGACUGCACACCGAGAGGAGGGGGCUGGAAGUCUGAGACGCUUCCAGCCUGAAGGGGGCCGGCGGUUUGGCCACAGCACCCCCCGGACUAGCUAGCUUGUACCCGCGCGGCUAAGUGAAUGGGAUGGAGCCGGGACCGUCUGGCGCUGUGCCCAUGGGGGUCUUCCCCCCACCCCUGCAGCAGGUGUUCCAUGCCCCUCGCCGGCCAGGCAUGGGUACCGUGGGCAAGCCCAUCAGGCUGCUGGCCAACUACUUUGAAGUGGAGAUCCCAAAGAUGGAUGUCUAUCACUACGAGGUGGACAUUAAGCCUGACAAGUGCCCACGACGAGUCAACAGAGAGGUGGUGGAGUACAUGGUGCAGCACUUCAAGCCCCAGCUCUUUGGUGACAGGAAGCCGGUGUACGAUGGCAAGAAGAACAUCUACACGGUGCUAGCACUUCCUAUUGGGAGUGAGAAGGUAGAUUUUGAGGUGACGAUUCCUGGUGAGGGAAAGGAUCGAAUCUUCAAGGUGUCCAUCCGUUGGCUGGCCAAGGUGUCAUGGCGCCUGCUGCAGGAGACUCUAGUCAGUGGCCGACUGCAGGUCCCCCUUGACUCAGUUCAAGCCCUGGAUGUGGCCAUGCGUCACCUGGCCUCUAUGAGGUACACCCCAGUAGGCCGUUCAUUUUUCUCCCCACCUGAAGGAUACUACCACCCACUUGGUGGGGGAAGGGAAGUUUGGUUUGGCUUCCACCAAUCGGUGCGUCCCGCCAUGUGGAAGAUGAUGCUUAACAUUGAUGUGUCUGCCACGGCUUUCUACAAAGCCCAGCCUGUAAUUGAGUUCAUGUGUGAGGUUUUGGACAUUCGCAACAUUGAUGAGCAACCCAAAACCCUCACUGACUCACAAAGGGUCCGCUUCACCAAGGAAAUUAAAGGCCUGAAGGUGGAGGUGACCCAUUGUGGCCAAAUGAAAAGGAAGUAUCGUGUAUGCAAUGUUACCAGACGUCCUGCCAGCCACCAAACGUUUCCCCUUCAGCUUGAAAGUGGGCAGACAGUAGAAUGUACAGUGGCUCAGUACUUCAAGCAGAAGUACAACUUGCAGCUCAAAUACCCCCACCUACCCUGUCUACAGGUGGGGCAGGAGCAGAAGCACACCUACCUGCCUCUGGAGGUGUGUAAUAUUGUAGCCGGUCAACGAUGCAUCAAGAAACUGACAGAUAAUCAGACCUCAACUAUGAUUAAAGCCACAGCUCGCUCCGCACCCGACAGACAAGAGGAGAUCAGCAGACUGAUGAAAAAUGCCAACUUCAACCUGGACCCGUACAUUCAGGAGUUUGGGAUCAAGGUGAAAGAUGACAUGGCCGAGGUGAUGGGCAGAGUAUUGCCAGCCCCUAUUCUGCAGUACGGAGGACGGAACCGUGCCAUAGCUACUCCCAACCAGGGAGUGUGGGACAUGAGAGGGAAGCAGUUUUAUAAUGGCAUUGAGAUCAAAGUGUGGGCUAUUGCCUGCUUUGCCCCCCAGAAACAGUGCAGAGAAGAGGUGCUCAAGAACUUCACAGACCAGCUUCGUAAAAUCUCAAAGGAUGCUGGGAUGCCAAUUCAGGGCCAGCCAUGCUUCUGUAAAUAUGCCCAGGGAGCGGACAGCGUGGAGCCCAUGUUCAGACACCUGAAAAACACAUACUCCGGACUUCAGCUCAUCAUCGUCAUCCUGCCAGGAAAAACUCCAGUCUAUGCGGAGGUAAAGCGUGUGGGUGACACACUCCUCGGCAUGGCCACGCAAUGUGUCCAGGUUAAGAACGUGGUGAAGACGUCGCCACAGACUCUGUCUAACCUUUGCCUCAAAAUCAAUGUGAAACUGGGAGGGAUCAACAACAUCCUGGUGCCUCACCAACGGUCAGCAGUGUUUCAGCAGCCGGUUAUCUUCCUGGGAGCAGAUGUCACACAUCCUCCGGCUGGAGAUGGCAAGAAGCCCUCCAUUACUGCUGUGGUAGGCAGUAUGGAUGCCCAUCCCAGCAGAUACUGUGCCACAGUGCGCGUCCAGAGGCCCAGGCAGGAGAUCAUCGAAGAUUUAUCUUACAUGGUGCGGGAACUGCUGAUUCAGUUCUACAAGUCGACCCGCUUCAAGCCCACCAGGAUCAUUUUCUACAGAGACGGUGUUCCUGAGGGACAGUUGCCUCAGAUUCUCCACUACGAGCUGUUGGCCAUCAGAGAUGCGUGCAUAAAGUUGGAGAAGGACUAUCAGCCUGGUAUCACCUACAUCGUGGUGCAGAAACGUCACCACACACGCCUCUUCUGUGCUGAUAAGUCUGAAAGGAUUGGGAAGAGUGGGAAUAUUCCUGCAGGGACUACAGUGGACACCAGCAUCACUCAUCCCUUCGAGUUUGACUUCUACCUGUGUAGUCAUGCAGGAAUACAGGGUACCAGCCGGCCGUCUCAUUAUUACGUCUUAUGGGACGACAAUCGCUUCACAGCUGAUGAGUUGCAGAUUCUAACUUACCAGUUGUGCCACACUUACGUGCGCUGUACCCGCUCAGUCUCCAUCCCUGCCCCAGCCUACUAUGCUCGUCUCGUGGCCUUCCGUGCCCGCUACCAUCUGGUAGACAAAGAACAUGACAGUGGAGAGGGCAGCCAUGUGUCCGGUCAGAGUAACGGUCGGGAUCCCCAGGCGUUGGCUAAGGCUGUUCAGAUUCAUCACGACACUCUGAGGACCAUGUACUUCGCCUGAGCGUCUCCAACCAUCGCCGCCAUCGUUCCCUCCCACCUCAUUUCUACCUGAGUGGGCAAACGGCCCACCGGCACCACCUCAUCCCCAUCCCUUACUCCCUACAAUUGCCCACUACACAUACUUCACAGCAAUCAGUCACUCAAAUCCAAGAAACACAAAUCCCCUCUCCUGUAAAACACAGGUAGACUCUGCAGCCUCAUGCACUCAAAAGGUUAUGAAUAUUACUGUUGUUUUUACUUUACCGGGACUAUUGAUCUUUUUAAGUUGAAUUUUUAAAUCAUGGGUAUUAUGUAAUUGUAUUGUAUGCUACCUUCACACUCCUAUGUAUGUAAGUAUGCAAUACGGAUGGGAGAAAAAUAGAAAACUAGGCGAUAAAAAGGAGAAAAAAAAUCCUAAAAACUUUUUUAACUGCCACCACGAUGCUGCCUCUACCCAUCCAAAUGCCGGAUGCCAGUAUUGCAAGCCCCUUGUUAGAGGGGAUCCUCAUUAGAGGUGGUACUGGGCACGCACACUUACAUGUAUCAUUUUAAUGUUAUCAUGAACUACAUUCAUGUUUUUUAAUGUUUUUGAAAACUGUUUUUUUUUUUUUUAAACAGCCUUGAGGAGUCCGGGGUAUGGUACAUUAGCACUUAGUGUUAGCAUGUAGGUGCCACCAGUCCUGCACAUAAAGAGUUUGUUAGUACAUGCGAGGCUAGCCCUCUGGUCUUUAUAUUAUAGCAGACAAAGAAAGAGCAGGUGUAGCAUAUUGUAGAUCCAGGACAGGAGUCCUGCCACACACUCUGUCCUGGUUGGCCAGUCCCUUAGAGAUUUUGCCUUUAGAGGCAAGCUUAGUGUAACAGUAGAGGGACCAUUUGCAUAGUGUGUAUCUAAUAUACUUGCACCCCAUGCACCUAAACCAGCAUUGUUAACCAGCCAAAAGUGAUGCCACCCUAUGGAAAGGGGGCACUCAAACAGGAAGAUAAUCUUUUAUUUCUCUAUACAUUGCUCUUUUAGAAUUUACGAGGCACUUUUUAAAUUUUACUUUUAUUUUAUUUUACUUCAAAAUGGUGAAACUAGCCGUUGGCGAGACUUUACACUCUACAUUUGAACGUUUCACACCCACACUUGCGUAGCUUUCAGAACAAAGGCAAUAGGCAAGGUCAACACUAUUCUGUAGAUUUGAAAGCAGGCAAAUAUAGUCUAUGAUCACUUAAGUGCUGCAAAGCUGAAGUCGCCUUCAGCAACUGACCUUGCUCCGAUCAGUCUGCACAUUCCAACGUGUAUCAGUGGAAAUGACGCCAAGCGGCGCGCUCCACGCAUCCACCCGUGCUUUUCUUUGCCUAACUGUACCGACCUAUCCUGCGCCUGUCCCGCUUUUACACAGAGCUCUUCCCCUCUGCAGGCAUUUACAACAGAAGCACACACAUGCCUGCGCUCUCAGUCUCCUUCUCAGCAUGCAGAGACAUAGCUGAUCAAAUAAAUGCACUUGUUCCCCCCAUUCCCACGUUAAGCCAAACUCAUCAACCUUUCCGCCAUCACCUUUUAUCCUUGCCGUCUGUUCUCACUCGUCACAUAACACACCUGCAGCAUCCCCUGCCCCAAUCCCCUAUGUUGUGUUAGCCAAUCCCUAUUGGUGCUCUGUGUGCGUGGGCGGCACAGAUAGGGGAUUGCUACAUUUGACAGGGUGGGCCUCUAUUACGACUAUUUAACAUGCCCUGCCUUUACAUCUAGUCACUUUCUGGAUUUAUGGAAGAAAAAUGCAUGUAAUUAUUUUUUAUGACUGGAUAUUCUGAGCCACCUUACUUUGGUUUUCUUAGAGGUAGGAGCCUCGCGCUCACCACUGCCUGUCAGUCGUUUUGCCUCGAUUGUGUAAUGGUUAUAAAGACUGCUUUUUUCCUUUGUCAUUAUUAUUAUGAAUAUUGUGACUAGUGUCAGAGUGUAUCCUCAAGAGGGCACUGUGGAGACGGUCCCAAAAUUCCACCUCAGUUGCCCUUUAAGCGCCUCAAAUCUUGUCUGAUGGUCAGACCCCCUUUUGAGUCGAAAGGGAUCAAAAGAUAAGAGAUCAGAUGAGUUUGAUUUUUAAAUCAUGUUUAUGAACUUGCAUAAUCAAAAUGCCUUUGUACACCGUUUUACUGAUCCUUCAUUGUGUCCACGGUGAUUUGUAUAUACGAAUAUAUAAUAUUAACCUGUUAUGUAUUUUGGCCCAGCAGUUGAGGGGCUUUUCACAGUCGGGGCCAGUCUUCUACCCCUCAUUCUGCGUUUAAAAAAAAAGAAAGAAAGAAAGGAAAAAUAUCAACCUGGGGGGCAUUUCCCCAACACCACUGAAACCAGAUGCAGUUCUUCACUCACUGAAGCCACAAAGCACCUUGCAAAGGGGGGAGACGAAAUGGCAGUCACCCUGGAAAUGUAUCAUGUGGACACGGGAGAGUCCGCUCCCCCUCCACACAGCCUCACGGUCUGACUAAGCAAUAUUGAAGCCACUGAUCAAGAACAGUCCUUGUCAUAGCACUUCCCAAUAGAUUUGAAUGAAAGGACGUGGAAGCAUAUUAUUUUGGCUCUGUAUGUGAUAGUAUGGGAACUCUGUUGGGGAGGGUUAUUUUUUAAAGAAAAUAAAAUUGU
Messenger RNA from Oreochromis aureus, 5656 nucleotides. RefSeq names its product argonaute RISC component 1 (gene ago1). Lineage: Eukaryota; Metazoa; Chordata; Actinopteri; Cichliformes; Cichlidae. Bases 482 to 3058 code for a protein of 858 amino acids. Gene Ontology annotation, molecular function: protein binding; RNA binding. The record is from RefSeq and is a predicted model, not a curated record. The transcript is spliced from 19 exons.